Molecule: messenger RNA, 1605 nt
Organism: Molossus molossus (Pallas's mastiff bat)
Lineage: Eukaryota; Metazoa; Chordata; Mammalia; Chiroptera; Molossidae
Gene: TMEM230
Product: transmembrane protein 230
Exons: 4
Coding region: 130-492 (120 amino acids)
Biological process (GO): synaptic vesicle transport
Cellular component (GO): synaptic vesicle; endomembrane system
Source: RefSeq, a predicted model, not a curated record
GGUGUUGAGCUGGUCUGGGCGAGAUGGAGUGGGUGACAGUUAAGUGAGGUGUGUCUUGAGCAUCUUUCUAACUGAGCGAGCUGUCGCGCGCGGGCGACUUGGCGCGGCGCUCCGCUGUGUCAGUGUGUUAUGAUGCCAUCUCGUACCAAUCUGGCUACUGGAAUCCCCAGUAGUAAAGUGAAAUACUCAAGACUCUCCAGCACAGAUGAUGGCUACAUUGACCUUCAGUUUAAGAAAAGCCCUCCUAAGAUCCCGUAUAAGGCCAUUGCGCUUGCUACAGUGCUGUUUUUGAUUGGCACCUUUCUCAUUAUCAUAGGCUCCCUCCUGCUGGCGGGCUAUAUCAGCAAAGGGGGGGCAGACCGGGCCGUUCCCGUCCUGAUCAUUGGCAUCCUGGUGUUCCUGCCAGGAUUUUACCAUCUGCGCAUCGCCUACUAUGCAUCCAAAGGCUACCGGGGUUACUCCUACGAUGACAUUCCAGACUUUGAUGACUAGCACCCACCUCAGCCCUGAAGAGCAGAGUCAGAUGGGACUGAGCUCAGUUUUAAGAUACUGAGCAGAAACAAUGGCUAAGGGCUAAGGAAUUCUGCAGUUUGCAGAUGUUUAACAAAACAAUGGCCAGGUUUCAUGGGUCCAUCCUAAAGAUGUUACCUGGGUUUACAAUUAGCUAAUUAGGUACAUUCUGUAUUUCAUCUCCUGGCCCUGACAACAAGCUGACAAGUUUUUCCACAUGAACCUAUCAUAAAGAAUAGCAAUGUUAAUUGGAAAAAGUGGGAGGUUAUUCUGUAGUGGGAAAUGUUACUGCCAACACCCUUUUCAGAGUUGAGCAUUUCUUUUAACUAGACUUUAUUGUCAGCUUGUGACAAAUGGAAGAACGCAGUAUGUCAAAUUUCUUAUACCAAGUAAUUUAUUUUGGAAAUACCUAAGUAUCUUAUCCCCUAUGCCCUGACUUUAUGUUCUAAUAGAAGACCUUGGUAAAAUCAAAUGUUAAUGUGGAUGCAUCUGUAAUAUUUUUUACUUGCUCUCUUAUUAAGAACAAUCAGGAAUUUUAAACCUCAGAGCAAAUUUUCAAAAUGUACACUUUCUCUGUUCACCAAUCCUUGGCCAGCUCUGAUCUGGUUCACUAUUAGGUUGGGCACCAUAUAUUUUGGGUAAUUCUACCCUUUAUAGAUUAAGAUGUUCUCUAAGUCAUGCCUUUAAGGACUAGACUUUUGGCUGUUUUCUAAGGAAAAUAUAUAUAUAAAUAAUUAUUGAGAGUUUAUAACCCCAUUGUUAGCACCUUGUAUUAUGAUGUCAUUCUGCUGAAGAUCAAAAGAUUUGGACUGAAUCCCUAAGGGAUUAGACUGCCUUAGUUGGAUUUUGUUUCUUAGCUUGCAAAAAGUGGCUUCUGUCCAAACGAAAUUAAAAUGUCAAAAUCUAAAUCCUAUACUUAAAUGAGUUAACUUUAAACAUAUUUCAGAAAACAUAUUAAUGAUUAUAUAAUAUCUUAGAUUCCAAUACACAGGACUGCUUUCAUUUUUUUUCCCUUUUGUUGAUUUUAGAGAGAGAGGAAGGGAGAGGGAGAGAGAGAUAGAAACAUUGAUGAGGUGAGAUGAGAGAGAACAUCAA